AUAACUCUGACUCUUUCCAUGCCCACAUUCAGCUUGAUGCCCUCAAUUGCAAAGUCAAUUGUGGACAACCAGGGCUUUUGCUUCUCAUCCCAGCCUCAAUACCUCCUUUGAGACAAAUACGAGUUCUUGCUUCCGCAACGGGUUACCUGUCUUCCGAACCGUUGCAGGCAGAAGCCUCACCUCUUUGACUCAACCCAUCCGUCAUGGAUUCGCUUCGUAUCAACGACGACCCAGAGGCAUGGGCAGCAGUCCACAACAAGUCGUGGGACCCAGUCGAAAGGUUCUUCGGAUAUCUUGUUACUCCCGAACAGGACUUCGCAUUACGGUAAUACGAGUCUGCCAUUAUAACCAUGCACAGGGCCUGCAAAUCAUUUUGCUUAUCGACUGCAUGUACCGAGCUUCUGUCGAUCCCGACUUCGAAUACAUCCUCAAACACGCCAAGACGAUGCUGUCAGAGAUGAGGUCGGCCGGUUGCCUCUACCAGCAACUCGCCGCCCUCGCACUCGCCAAAGCUGGUGUGGCUUCCAAUGAUGGUUACAACAAGGCGCGACAGCUCCGAUACUGUCAGUGGAUGACUGAAGGCCGAAAGGAUGGGACAUCGCCCUUCAUUGUGACCUUCGAGUCCGACAGGAAGAGUGCCGCGAAAGCAAGCUCCAAGGCCUUUCUCAGUCACGACCCGGCAUCGAAGAAAUGCGGCGACAAAGAUGCCAAUGUAAGCUGCUCGGGCUGUCUGAUUCGAAGGGCACGGGCACAGCAUAUUUGAGACGGGAUACUGCGGGCAAGGCGUGCCAAGUCAAGCAUUGGAAGACACAUAAGGACUUCUGCAAGCAGCUUUGGCAGAUUUACCGUGCUAGCUCCAUUUUCCGUGAGAUCUUUAAGUACUUCAUCACUAUCACUCUCUCCAACAACAGGAUCAUCGAGGAUAUUGCCGAGAAGAACGACUAGUCAUGGUGAAGGCCACAUGAGACACCCGCGUUCCUCAGCAGUCUCCCUUCUGGGCUCGAUUCCCUACGGAGAUCGCCUCGUCACC
Molecule: messenger RNA, 1030 nt
Organism: Parathielavia appendiculata
Lineage: Eukaryota; Fungi; Ascomycota; Sordariomycetes; Sordariales; Chaetomiaceae
Exons: 2
Coding region: 239-763 (174 amino acids)
Source: RefSeq, a predicted model, not a curated record